Molecule: messenger RNA, 4141 nt
Organism: Lemur catta (Ring-tailed lemur)
Lineage: Eukaryota; Metazoa; Chordata; Mammalia; Primates; Lemuridae
Gene: VMA21
Product: vacuolar ATPase assembly factor VMA21
Exons: 3
Coding region: 116-421 (101 amino acids)
Biological process (GO): vacuolar proton-transporting V-type ATPase complex assembly
Cellular component (GO): endoplasmic reticulum membrane
Source: RefSeq, a predicted model, not a curated record
GCGCUCACCGGCACUUCCGGCGCGGUGCGUCUCGAACUGUAGCCCGCCCGGCCUACUGAGCGCGGCCGCCGAGUCCAGCCCGCCGCCGAGCGCCUGCUGCCGGCCCGGCGACCCCAUGGAACGCCUAGAUAAAGCGGCGCUGAACGCGCUGCAGCCGCCUGAGUUCAGAAAUGAAAGUUCAUUAGCAUCUACCCUGAAGACGCUGCUGUUCUUCACAGCUUUAAUGAUCACUGUUCCUAUUGGGUUAUAUUUCACAACUAAAUCUUAUAUAUUUGAAGGCGCCCUUGGGAUGUCCAAUAGGGACAGCUAUUUUUACGCUGCUAUCGUUGCAGUGGUUGCAGUCCAUGUGGUGCUGGCCCUCUUUGUGUACGUGGCUUGGAAUGAAGGCUCACGACAGUGGCGUGAAGGCAAACAGGAUUAAAGUGAACAUCACCUUUUGAUAGCAUUAAAUUGAUCUUUUUAAAAUGGUAAAUGCUGAGGGUGGGGGACACUGAUGAUUUGAUAAAGUUGAAAAGGCCUUAAGGAGUCACAUUUGAGUAGUGUAAAUUUUGAUCCUUCUAAUACAAUAGUUUGUAUAAUUGAUUUUAACUGUGUGAGUCUCAUUUGCAAAUGAGAAUUUGGAAAAGUUAAAUUAGUUACAAAUGAAUAUAUUAGUUACACAUCAUUCUGGAAAGAAUUUAAUUAUCUUACAACAAAAAAUGUUUUAUAGCAUUUUGACUGAUAGUUGCUUUUGGGUUUUGCUCCUCUGACUAUAUUAAUAUGUACACAGUGAAGCAAAUCUAAACUUCAUUUUAUGCUGGCACACUUUCCCUAGCUAUCAUGAAAAUACCAGGUCCUUGGGUUUAGGGUUUUAAUUUCUAUGGAAAGUCGCUUAAAUUGUGGACACUGGAAUUAAUCUGAAUGUCACUAAGGAAUUUCACAUAAAGUGUAAUCCCUAGUCAGUAGAAAUCUUUCAUUACAUUAUUUUAUGGGAACACUUGGCUAAAUCACACCCAUUCAUGUAAAAAGACUUUGAUUUACUGAAGGAUCUAGAGAGCAAAGCAAAGAGCUUGCUGCUCGGGGCACUCAGCCUGCUUCUUAAAGUCCCCUUGCAGGCCAGCUUUAUGCUUUUCAGGCCAACUUUUUAAUGAUAUGCUUUGCUCCCUCAUUCAACAUUGAAGUUAGGCUUCAAUUACAAGGUUUGGGGAAGCUCCAUUUACAAUGUUUUUUCCUACAGUUUUUUUUUUAUUAUGGUGUGUAUGAUAGUGUAUACAUUUAAAUGUGUUCAUUUUUGCAUAUGUUGGGAGUAUAAACAAUCUUAAAAAUGGAUUAUUUUUAUCACCCAAGAAGUAUUCUCCUUGGGAUUUCUGGUCUAGUGGUCUUUUUAAGUCAGAGCUAAGUUUUAUACACACACACACACACACACACACAGAGAUAGGUAAUUUUUGAGGCCCUUUCUGAUGGAAAAAUUAAAAACCCCUGAUUUUAUGUGAGUAUACUUAGUCUGUGUUCUUUCUAGCCAUCUGGCACUAUUUGUGUAAUCUAAAAACACUACCCCCUACAAAUAUUUGUUUUUUUAAUUAUAAAACCAUAAUAUAUGUUCUUUUUAAAAAACUAUAAAAUUACAUAAUCAAACAGGAAGAAAAUUAAAAUUCCCCAUAAUGUUGCCACCUGAAGAUAGCCACUAUUUUGGUUUAUAUCAUGUAUGCAUCUUUGAAAGCCAUUUCUAAUGUUAGUUUGAUACACACUAAAAAUUUACUCCUUUAAAAUUCAAAUUUCCUGUUACUGAUAAUUCUAAUACAAUGGCCCUUGCUGAAGUGUUUGCCAUUACUGAUUUUUUUGUUCACCUUUAUUAUUUUUUAUAUUGUGGAACUGGACUAAAGGAAUAGAGAGAUGAUUAGGCCUAAAAGUCAAGUAGACAUUUGUAUUUAUUUAAUUGUUGAGAAAAAAAAUCAGGAUGAUUAUUAUAGGACUGUUUUUAAUUCUUGCUUAUAGUUAAAUGUUGUCUACAGUUUAAAUGUCUUUAAGUAGUUAUUUUAAAUGUAAAAGGUGGUUUGUUUGAUAAAGACUACAACUUUGGUAUAAUGUUGAGUCUGAAAUAUUGUGUGAUAGAUUUCUAGAUGAUCCCCUCUUAAGGUGCCCUGUUGGAUUUAGAAUUGUCCACCUAAUUUCUUUUUAUAUAAUGCCAAGGUGUUUCUUGUACUUUUGGGAUCUUAGUGCUAUUUGUAAAAUAUUAAUGUCCAGUGUUGGAUUAUUUUGUUUGGUUUCAGAUACUUGCUGAAUAGGUAAUGAUAUGGAUAUUUUCAGCAGUAUUUAAACCAGGGAUACAUGCAGAAGCAGUUGUAAUUUCCUCUUGGAAAUAGUACCAAGUGUUUGAAAGUUAAAAUUUAAUGCUAGGUUGAUAUUUAGGAUUAUUUCAAAAUAGGCUUGUUUUCAAAGCAGUUUUUUCCUAGGUUUUAAAACUGUAAGCUCACUUGUUUGCUGGUGUUCUUAACUAUGGUAAAUAACAUACAGUAUUUGACAGAUAGAUAUAUUUUUCAAGAUGCCUCACUUAUUUCCUCUUGCACAGUGUAUGUACUUCAAAAUGUAUAGAAAUGAAAGCGACAGAUGAGCCCUUAUAAAUGUUUUAAGGUAGGAAUAUGUUCACUAUUGUUUGAAAACUGAUUGUAAGAAUAACCUCAAUUAGGAAGUGUAACUUGAAGUAUCCGUCCAAGCUACUGAUUUAACCCUAUUUACUGUAACAUGUUACCUUUCUCACCUCCCAUUUUGCCUCCCAGAAUUUAAUCCUUUUUCCCUGUUGUGCUGAAAAAUGAAAAGUCUGCUAUAGAAUGCAUCUGAUGUCAUUAGGUCUUCAAAUGGAUACCAUUUCACAUAUAACGGUAGAAUUUGGUUUUGAGUUGUUAGUGAAGAAACUUAAACCUGUCAUUAAAGAGUCCCUGUGUCUCAUGGGAAUCUAACAAAUACCUUGUAGUGAUUAGAAUGUUUUCAUCACAUGUAUCUCAUUGGUUUUGCCAAAAGAAGCAACUAAUUGACUUGUUUGGUAUUUAUUUUCCAUUUUCAUAUAAAUUUUAUAUAUAUAGUAAGAAUACCCAAGGAGUAAGUUAUACCCAAAGAAAGAUUAAACCUGAGGUACAUGAAACAAAGGAUUUAAAUCCUGUUUUAAAUCUAUCCUGUUUUAAACCUAUCUAGUGUGUAGUUUUUGUCUUAGACAAGUUUGUGUUUAUUGUUUAAUUUAUACUCACGUGAAGUUGUAAACUAUUGUUAGGCCCAUUUGAUAAAUGGUUCAGCUAUGGCACAGAAUUUAUCACUUGUCUUAGGUUAGUGGCAGGUUUCUCUGCUGUCAAGCACCCUGUGUUGUCCACCAGAAUAGUACAGCUAUUAAUUCAGACUGUACUCCUAUGUUUAAGAUAAUUUUUAUAAGAGCUGGGCUGAGGUAGUACAUUAAUAAGUGGACAAGAUUCCUUUUUUCCUUUUUCAGGGGGAAAGAGUAACCUUAAAAAACAUUAUUUUCAGGGACUUUGGGAACCUAACAAUAAAUAAAUAUUACACAUAAUCUAUGAAUAGCUUAACCCUUUUAUAUAUUCCUUAAAAUAGUUGGGAAUUCCUUGACAUCACUCCUGGCCACACUUUUCUUGCCUGUGUUAUUGCUACGUGUCCUUCAAAGUAAUAUCUGCAUUCCUUUUAAGAUGUUCUAUAAGUCAUAUUUGUCAGUUACACAAAGUAGUCUUCCUUUUUCCCAUGUUCAGUGAAAUCUCAUUGAACAGUAAUAAUAGCAAUAGCUAACAACAUCUGCACAGCACCUUACGGUUUGCAAAGAACGUUCACACAUUCUCAUUUGAGUUUUGCAUAGUGAACCUGUUACGAGAUGUCUCUUGAUGUCGAUGCUAAAAGUGUUAGAAUCUUUAAAUCACUAGAGUCAUUGAAUAUGAUGUAGUAUUGAGUAGUGCACUGACUAGGGGGAGGAUUUAGAUGUGCUGCAUUUUAAGCCGUUUGUAAUUAUCAAAAUGGGGGCGUGCAUUCUUUAGCCACUUGAAUCAGAUUUACUUUUGUAAAUGAUGCUUUUGUAACCGUUAUCUGGAUGGAUUUUGUAUUCAUUAUAUUCUAGCCUGUAAUUUGUAUAAAUUUAUCAUCUGUUGUCAUUAAAAAAGUGUCUGUAAUUCCA